Messenger RNA from Yarrowia lipolytica CLIB122, 951 nucleotides. RefSeq lists its product as uncharacterized. Lineage: Eukaryota; Fungi; Ascomycota; Dipodascomycetes; Dipodascales. The record is from RefSeq and is a predicted model, not a curated record.
AUGCGCACUAUGAGACCAUUAGGCAGCGUGGGAAGGGUGGCUGAAGUGGUACAUCGCAGCUCGUGCUGUCGCCAUUAUUCUACCAAGGACUUGGGAAGCAAAAAGACCGACACGAACAAGAAGACCAAUAGGGAACAAGGAGCAGAUCACUACGACCGGAUCUUUGCAUUUAUGGACGGAAUUCCACCGGCCACGGCUGAGAGCAUCAUCGGGCGGUCAUCGACGCGAGAUCGAGUGUCACAUACGGGCGAACGAAUCCGUAAACUCGAUUUCGACGUGGAGGACCUCAUCAAACCUGGACGUCGAGAAGUGGCUCCUGCAGCGCCGAAACGGGAGUCCAAGCAACCGGGCACAAAGUCGCUCAUGACGGUGUUGAGCAAGCAGCUCGAGAAGGAGCAUCUCAAGUUCCAGGGCCAGCAGCGAGAGCUGGAGUGGUCCAAUAAGGAGGCCCAGCACAAGAAGGCUGCCCCUGUCAAAACACACACUCCCCAGUGGCAGGAGACGCCCAGUUCGAUCAAGACGGUCGAGGACCAGGAUUAUGCAUACGUGACACAAGGAGGUGAGGCGAUUUUCACCAAGGAAAGGCCUCCUUCGCUGGCCAGUGAAGAUCUCUUUUCUGUGCUCAACAGAAACCCCCAUCCAGAGACCUAUGCCAAGAGCAUCAACAAACUGGAGUCUAAGGGGUGGCGGUACAUUGGAUGUGGAUAUCCCUCCGAUCUGGUUGUUUUCGCACGACCCAAACGGCGGCGAUAUGGCUGGAUCAAACAGAUUAUGGGAACCUCGGCCCUGGCGUUUGUCGUCACUUAUACGCUGCUGGAGAUUGAUGAGCGAUGGACAGGGACUAAACGACGAGCCCAAUGGGAGCGAGAGCGAGAACAGCGACGAAGAGACCACGAGAGAGAUAUCAAGGCAUUGGAGGAACGUGAGUGCAGUUGUUCCAUUAGAGGUUGA